Messenger RNA from Penicillium lagena, 627 nucleotides. RefSeq names its product putative esterase. Bases 1 to 627 code for a protein of 208 amino acids. Gene Ontology annotation, molecular function: phosphatidylcholine lysophospholipase A1 activity. The transcript has a single exon. The record is from RefSeq and is a predicted model, not a curated record. NCBI's taxonomy places the organism in Eukaryota, Fungi, Ascomycota, Eurotiomycetes, Eurotiales, Aspergillaceae.
AUGUAUCUCAUGCCAUUAGGAGGAUCGAUCACGCAAGGCGUCGGAUCUUCGGAUCUUAACGGCUAUAGAAAACAUCUUUUUGAGAUGAUCCAGUCCUGCAGCUGUGAUAUCCGCAUGGUGGGAUCACGAAAGACCGGUUCUAUGGAAGGCAAUGAGCAUGAGGGAUGGCGUGGGUUCAGACUCGAUGAGAUCGAGAGGAAAGCCAAGAAGUCAGUCCCUAAGUUCAAGCCAGAUAUCUUCACGGUCAAUGCCGGAUCCAAUGAUUGUAUCCAGAAGUUUGAAAUUGAAGCUUUUGGGAAGCGCAUGGGCGCCAUGCUUGAGUAUCUUUGGCGAUCAUCUCCUGGUUCGACUGUUAUCCUAUCGACGUUGCUGAUCAACGCGGACCAAGAAACGAAUUCACAGGUCCUACGUGUCAACGACCAGAUUCGGGCCUUGGUUGAGCAACAAACCGCCGCCCAGAGCAGGAUUGUACUCGCGGACAUGUAUACCAAUAAAGGACUUAGACUUGAGGAUCUUGUCGAUGGUACGCACCCGGGUGAUGCGGGUUACAGAAAAAUGGCCGAGAUUUGGCUCGGUAGCAUCCAAGAGGCCGCCGUGAAAAACUUCCUCAAAAAGCGUGAAAAUUAG